ACGAUGAGACGCUUUCUCUGCCGCUCAACACCGGGCUCGGUCUGAGGGGAAGGCUGAGCAGGAGGCGCCCGGGACCCGGCGGCGGGUGGAGGCAACAUGCAGAAGAGCGUGCGCUACAACGAGGGGCACGCCCUGUACCUGGCGGUGCUGGCUCGCAAGGAGGGCACCAAGCGCGGCUACCUGAGCAAGAAGACGGCGGAGACGAGCCGCUGGCACGACAAGUGGUUCGCGCUCUACCAAAACGUGCUCUUCUACUUCGAGAGCGAGCAGAGCGCCCGGCCCGCGGGCAUGUACAUGCUGGAAGGCUGCACCUGCGAGAGGGCGCCGGCCCCCAAGGGCGCCUCCGCCGUCAGCGCCAAGGAGGCUGCGCUGGACAAGCAGUACUAUUUUACCGUCCUCUUUGGUCAUGAAGGACAGAAGCCACUUGAGCUCCGUUGUGAGGAGGAAGCGGAUGGGGAAGAAUGGGUAGAGGCUAUUCACCAAGCCAGCUAUUCAGAUAUCCUGAUUGAGCGGGAAGUUUUAAUGCAAAAAUAUAUUCAUCUAGUUCAGAUUGUAGAGACAGAAAAGAUUUCAGCCAAUCAGUUACGACAUCAGCUUGAAGAUCAAGACACAGAAAUUGAAAGGCUUAAAUCAGAGAUUGUAGCUCUUAACAAAACAAAAGAACGAAUGCGACCUUAUCAAGGCAACCAAGAAGAAGAAGAUCCUGAUAUUAAGAAAAUCAAAAAGGUUCAGAGUUUUAUGCGAGGUUGGUUGUGUAGAAGAAAAUGGAAGACAAUUGUCCAGGAUUACAUUUGUUCUCCACAUGCAGAAAGUAUGCGAAAGAGAAAUCAGAUCGUUUUCAACAUGGUUGAGGCUGAAUCUGAAUACGUACACCAGCUUUAUAUCCUUGUGAAUUGUUUUCUAAGGCCGUUAAGAAUGGCUGCAAGUUCAAAGAAACCACCAAUUAGCCAUGAUGAUGUCAGUAGUGUAUUCCUGAACAGUGAGACUAUAAUGUUUCUUCAUGAAAUAUUUCACCAAGGAUUAAAAGCAAGAAUAGCAAACUGGCCUACUUUAAUUUUAGCUGAUUUAUUUGAUAUCCUGCUACCAAUGCUGAAUAUUUAUCAAGAAUUUGUUCGGAAUCAUCAAUAUAGUCUCCAGGUCCUUGCAAACUGCAAGCAGAACAGAGAUUUUGACAAACUCUUGAAGCAGUAUGAAGCCAACCCUGCCUGUGAGGGCAGAAUGCUUGAGACAUUCCUUACUUACCCCAUGUUUCAGAUUCCUAGAUAUAUAAUAACCCUCCAUGAACUUCUGGCUCACACACCGCAUGAGCACGUAGAAAGAAAAAGCCUUGAAUUCGCUAAAUCUAAGCUAGAAGAGCUUUCAAGAGUGAUGCAUGAUGAAGUGAGUGACACAGAAAACAUACGGAAAAAUCUGGCAAUAGAAAGAAUGAUAGUAGAGGGUUGUGAUAUAUUAUUGGACACCAGCCAAACUUUUAUACGACAAGGUACUCUGAUACAAGUACCUUCCGUUGAGAGGGGGAAACUUAGUAAAGUUCGCCUGGGAUCAUUGUCUUUGAAAAAAGAAGGAGAAAGACAAUGUUUUUUAUUUACAAAACACUUUUUAAUUUGUACAAGGAGCUCUGGAGGAAAGCUGCAUCUACUUAAGGCAGGAGGUGUUCUCUCCUUAAUAGAAUGCACACUAAUUGAGGAGGCUGAUAUGAAUGAUGAUGACUCAAAAGGUUCUGGGCAAGUAUUUGGACAUCUUGACUUCAAGAUUGUGGUUGAACCGGCAGAUGCACCUCCUUUUACCAUUGUCCUGUUAGCCCCUUCACGGCAGGAAAAAGCAGCCUGGACAAGUGACAUUAGUCAGUGUGUCGACAACAUACGGUGCAAUGGUUUAAUGACCAUAGUAUUUGAAGAAAACUCCAAAGUCACUGUGCCACAUAUGAUCAAAUCUGAUGCACGUCUUCACAAAGAUGACAUUGACAUCUGCUUCAGCAAAACACUAAACUCCUGCAAAGUGCCCCAGAUUCGUUAUGCAAGCGUUGAACGCCUUUUGGAGAGAUUAACAGACUUGCGAUUUCUCAGUAUUGAUUUCCUUAAUACUUUCCUACAUACUUAUCGCAUAUUUACUACUGCAGCGGUUGUCUUGGAGAAACUGUCGGAUAUAUACAAAAGGCCUUUCACCUCAAUUCCUGUUAGAUCUUUGGAAUUGUUUUUUGCUACUAAUCAAAACAACAGAGGAGAACACCUGGCUGACGCAAAAUCACCACACCUUUGCCGCAAAUUCUCUUCCCCUCCACCUCUGUCACUCUCUAGGACUUCCUCGCCUGUCAGAACCAGAAAACUGUCACUAAGUUCCCCACUAAAUUCUAGGAUAGGGGCUUUAGAUCUGUCUACGUCCUCUCUUGCCAGUAGUCCUACCUCAACAUACAGCCCUGCCACUUCACCACCGCCCAUAUCUAAAGUACCAUUGGACCUUAGCAAAGGCCCUUCAUCUCCAGAACAAAGUCCUGGCUUUGCAGACGAAAACUCAGAGAAUCCACGUAUUGAGCUUUGCAACAAACUAAGGAGAAGCAUCCGAAGAGCAGCGGUUCUGGAAUCUGUAUCAGUGGAUCGCACUAUCCCAGAAAGUGCCUCAACUGUGGAUACUCCUGAGCUCUCCCCGUGUAGAUCCCCUUCGACUCCACGACAUCUACGUUAUCGACAGCCAGGGGUACAGGCGACUGACAACAGUCAUUGUUCCGUUUCCCCUGCUUCUGCUUUUGCUAUUGCUACAGCUGCAGCUGGGCAUGGGAGCCCACCAGGGUUUAAUAACUCUGAACGAACAUGUGAUAAGGAGUUCAUAAUACGUCGAGCAGCCACUAAUCGUGUCCUGAAUGUCCUUCGCCACUGGGUCUCAAAGCAUUCUCAGGAUUUUGAGCUAAACAAUGAACUGAAGAUGAAUGUUCUAAAUCUGCUAGAAGAAGUUUUGAGAGAUCCUGACCUUUUGCCACAAGAAAGAAAAGCUACAGCAAACAUCUUGAGAGCGCUCUCUCAGGAGGAUCAAGAUGACACCCAUUUAAAAAUUGAGGAUAUAAUGCAGAUGUUAGAGUGUCCAAAACCAGAGUGCUUUGAAACUUUAUCGGCUAUGGAACUCGCUGAACAAAUCACUCUCUUAGAUCACAUUGUUUUCAGGAGCAUACCCUAUGAAGAGUUCCUUGGACAGGGUUGGAUGAAACUGGAUAAAAAUGAAAGAACACCUUAUAUAAUGAAAACCAGUCAACACUUUAAUGAUAUGAGCAACCUUGUGGCUUCCCAAAUUAUGAAUUAUGCUGACGUUGGUUCCCGUGCUAAUGCAAUUGAGAAAUGGGUAGCAGUGGCAGACAUCUGCCGAUGUUUGCACAACUAUAAUGGUGUGCUUGAAAUCACAUCAGCCUUGAACAGAAGUGCAAUCUACAGACUGAAGAAAACCUGGGCUAAGGUUUCUAAACAGGCUAAAGCCCUUAUGGAUAAACUUCAGAAGACUGUAUCAUCUGAGGGAAGAUUUAAGAAUCUCAGAGAAACACUCAAGAAUUGCAAUCCCCCUUCAGUGCCAUAUCUUGGGAUGUACUUGACAGACCUGGCAUUUAUUGAAGAAGGAACACCCAACUUUACUGAAGAAGGCCUUGUCAAUUUUUCCAAAAUGCGAAUGAUAUCACAUAUUAUCAGGGAGAUUCGACAGUUCCAACAGACUUCUUAUCGCAUAGAAUACCAACAAAAGGUCACUCAGUACUUACUUGACAAGAGUCUCAUCAUAGAUGAAGAUACUUUGUAUGAACUGUCCCUAAAAAUUGAACCUAGGCUGCCUGCCUGAAAAAAAAUCAGUGCUGUCCUUCAGCCUAUGGAGAACUUUACAGUAAUGGGGAAAUUAUGCAUGGUGUGCCCCCCCUACAGAAUGCAAGGGUGAAAGCUGGAAGAAAUUCAAAUUCCCUUUUCGAUUAAGGGACUCAGAGCCUCACAGAGAUUCCUUUUUGGGCACAGAGAAGCAGUAGCUGGAAGUAAAAGACCAAACGCCAGAGAUGUUGAUUAAACAGCUGUUGUUUUGCAAACGUUCAGUGAAACAGAGACCUAAUGAAGAAGAAAGGAAAUGGCUGUAAUAACCAAACUGAAUGAGGCGAUAAUGGGGCAAAGUUAGGUAUGGAUAACACAUUCCAUCAGACUUCAGUGAAUGAGGAAAUACAAGUGUAAAGGCUUUGCCUACCCUGACUUGGAUACAAUGCAGGAUCCACAAACAGCAUGCAAGGAACUGCGUAUUUUGAUCCAGUUUGCAAUUCAUCGUGUCCAUUGUAAAGUAAUAUUUUAAUCCAUAGAUAAUAUUUAAGAGCAUCAUCAACUGCAUUUGUUAUUUAAACCAUUCAUUUUAAUUGAAAGUAUCUCAUUCGUCAAUAAAUCCUGGUAUCUCCUUUCCCCAAAAGGCUGGGGAACAGAGAUGCAGCUUAUAAAAAGCUACCUUAAUAUUGUACAUACAUUUUUCCUUCUCUAGAUGUAUGAUUAGUUAAUCUAGGGCACAAAUGGAUACACUACCUUACAAUGUUGUCAGACACACACACUUAGGUGGACUCUUAAGUUUGAUAUUUGAGUUCCAUGGCAAAGACUGGCCCUAUAGAACAGGAAUGGGGAACUGACCAAUUGUCAUGCUGGUGGAGAUUGAUAGUAAUUGCAGGCUAGCAGCAUCUGUAGGGCCACUAAUCCCCCACCAUCCCCUACUUAUAGUAGAUUAAUUGCUUUGCUCUUGGUUUUGGCAGAGCUAUUUCUAUAACUUUUGUUUUAAAAUAUGUUCCCCAAUAUUGAGCAUACCAUGUGUGCUCCUGUGCAUAUAUGCAGAGCACUUUACAUGUGUGGGCUUCCUCCAUCAACUUUGGAGAGCAGUUCCAAGCAACUAACCGACGGCUAGCACUACUAAGCUUUUCUCCCCACCCUCCUUGCAUUAGAACCAAAGCCCUAUCUCCCAUCAGGAAUAGGUCAACCAAAGUAAUCAUAUGACUGCAGCGUAUGACUUUGAACUCCUGUUAGUCUCAUGUACUUUAGAACCGGUUCUAAAGGUUUAGAUGUUGGCAGUGUCAGACAGAUCACACCCAUGCAUUGCUGCUACAUGCCAUUGCACUGUGAUGUGCA
Messenger RNA from Lacerta agilis (Sand lizard), 5114 nucleotides. RefSeq names its product Ras protein specific guanine nucleotide releasing factor 2 (gene RASGRF2). Gene Ontology annotation, biological process: positive regulation of GTPase activity; Ras protein signal transduction. Gene Ontology annotation, cellular component: plasma membrane. The transcript is spliced from 27 exons. The coding region runs from base 97 to 3813 and encodes 1238 amino acids. Lineage: Eukaryota; Metazoa; Chordata; Lepidosauria; Squamata; Lacertidae. The record is from RefSeq and is a predicted model, not a curated record. Gene Ontology annotation, molecular function: protein binding; guanyl-nucleotide exchange factor activity.